This is a messenger RNA of Closterium sp. Naga37s-1, 1944 nucleotides long. Lineage: Eukaryota; Viridiplantae; Streptophyta; Zygnematophyceae; Desmidiales; Closteriaceae. The record is from the annotation of a GenBank genome assembly.
AUGUCCGCCUACCCCGCCGUCGGCGCAUACGACCGCCGCGCUGCCCCUUCCGGCAGCGGGCCGGCCGCCAUGUACCCGCGCGUGGCGCACCCCGUGCCGUCCGCUUCCCCGUUCUCCGGCGGGGGCGGCACGUCCCACCACAUGCCGGUCAUGACAGCCGUCGGCGCAGGCGCGCCUAGCGGGGGCUUGGGCGGAGUGGGCGGAAUGGGCGGAAUGGGCGGACACGGCGCAAGUGGCGGAGCGCCAGGGCUUGCUGCAGGCCCGGCGCCCAUCGCGGUGUCCAUCAAGACGCAGCUGCGCGUCGCACAGCCCCCCCCAUUAGCGCCAGUGCAGGCGGUGACAGUGAGCGCAGCAGCGUUCGACUUUGACGUGGAGAAACAGCUGCUGUCCGAGGCCUCGGCGCUGCACCAGCGCACCAGCGUGGCCGUGAAGCGCGAGGUGGACCCACGUGCCAGCAAGUACACGCAGAUGGGUAUGAACAGAGAGGCAGUCAUCAUGGCUCUCGCCAUCCAUGGCGACUCGCACUCACAGGUGGUGGAUUUCUGCAAUGCAUACACGUUGUUAAGAGAGAUGGGCUUUGACCCGGUCGCCGUGGCGGGCUGUCUGGCGCUCUGUGGCAACGACCCGAGUCGUGUCGUCAACCCUGGGAGUCACCGCAAGACGAGCAGCAUGCACCUCUCGAUGACCCCGCACAGCACACCGCGCUGCCUCUUUCCGCGCACCACGCGGCGCCCCCUCGUAACCAGUCCAGCUGGCGCCCUGCCAUCCCCGUCGCUCUCCACUCCACUACAGCUUGGCCCGCCCACUUCCCCCGUCUCCCCGCACCUCCCCGCACAUCUCCACACCUCCCGCCCGCUUGUUCCCCGCCAGGAUGCUGUCCGCCCCUUUCCCCGGCGACCCGCUCCCUCGCCUCUCACUCCUUCAUCCGCUGCCCUGCCUCCCUUCCAGCACCGUACUGCCUCGUCUCACCUUCACACCCCUUCGCCUCUCGUCACUCCCUUCAAUGCAAUCAUCCCCCCACAUCAUCCCUUCACUACCCACUCAUUUGCAUCCCACCAUGCACCCAAGUCGCCAGCUCUAUGCUUCACUCCCUCCCUCCGUGCUCCAUCUGCCACCUUCCCUCCAUGCAUCCCCCCCACACUUGGGGAUCUUCACUCCCUCCCUCCUGCCACCCUCCGCCCCCCCACUUGCCGCGCUCUCUCUCCCUCUGGCAUCCCAUCCCUUCAGCUCGCUCAUAGGACUUUUGAGGCGCCUCAAAUGUCCUCCGCCCUCCCUCUCACCACUCUCACACUGCCAUCCCCUCGCUCGGAGAAGCUGGCGGAGAUGGGCGGCGGGCUGGGCGGCGAGACUCGGAUCUUUGCGCGCGGGCAGACCAUCUUCUGGCGGCUGCUACAGCUGGCGACGGCUAUCAUCGCACUGGCGGUCAUGACCGCCUCUAACGCCAACGGCAUGUACUUCCAGUACUACCAGGCGUUCAUAUUCAUGGUGGCGGCAAUGACAGCAGUAGCGGCAUGGUGCCUCGCCCAUCUGCUGCACUCCAUCGGUCGCCUCAUGUCCCGCAAGUGGCGCAUCACGCUCUUCGUCCUCCUCGACUUCCUGGUGGCAUGGAUUGCUCUGGCCGGUGCCUCUGCUGCAGCGGGUCUCACCAGCUUUGCGGACAAGGGAUCGGGAAUGGUGCAGCCGGGAUACUGCCAGAUGGGGCUAUUCUCCAGCUUCUGUGCGCGCACCAAGGCCGCCACGGCCUUUGAGGCGCCCCAAUACAUGCCUUACUGCUCCUACUUGCUCCACCCCCCACUGGCCCCGUGCAUGCAGAUGGGGCUAUUCUCCAGCUUCUGUGCGCGCACCAAGGCUGCCACGGCCAUGGCCUUCAUCACCUUCUUCGUCCUCAUCCCCUCCCUCGUCGCCUCCGCCACGCGAGCCGUCGUCACCUGGUUCGAAGACUAG